Messenger RNA from Paramecium sonneborni, 302 nucleotides. The record is from the annotation of a GenBank genome assembly. Lineage: Eukaryota; Ciliophora; Oligohymenophorea; Peniculida; Parameciidae.
AAAUAAUGUAUAAAGCGGUGGGGGAUCCUACUAUUAAGAAGGAAAUUAGAAGAUUGGAAAGUGGGUAGAACUAUAUGAAACAUUUUCUGAUAUUAAAUAAGUUACUUAUUAUGGUGAAUAUAAUACGACUGGUUAGAAGGUAGGGAGAUGGGAUAUUAUGGAUUGUACAUAUGAUAAGGAAAAUAAAUAAAUGUAAAUAUUAUUGUUUUAUAAAAAUAAUUAAAUAUAUAUAGUGGUGGUGGAUCACUUAAAUUCGUGAGAACUUAGAUUUUUAAAUUCUUUAGAAAAUAUUAUUUACUUGA